Messenger RNA from Ilex paraguariensis (yerba mate), 210 nucleotides. The record is from the annotation of a GenBank genome assembly. Lineage: Eukaryota; Viridiplantae; Streptophyta; Magnoliopsida; Aquifoliales; Aquifoliaceae.
AUGGAGUUGUUUGAUUCUUGGUUUAUCGCUGGUGGUUUGUUGGUGGAACUAGUUGGGUUGUUUGUGGAAGCUGUGCUGGUGAAGCUGUGUUGGUGGAGGAUGUCUGUGGGCAGUGGGUUUGUCACUGGGUGCUUGCCGGUGGAGACUGGUUUGGUGUUGCUUGUUGAUGGCCGGGUGGUUUCGUCGUGUUGCUUGUUUGGCGGAGGCUAG